Molecule: messenger RNA, 6000 nt
Organism: Sardina pilchardus (European sardine)
Lineage: Eukaryota; Metazoa; Chordata; Actinopteri; Clupeiformes; Clupeidae
Gene: bmal2
Product: basic helix-loop-helix ARNT like 2
Exons: 18
Coding region: 523-2331 (602 amino acids)
Biological process (GO): regulation of transcription by RNA polymerase II
Cellular component (GO): nucleus; cytoplasm; aryl hydrocarbon receptor complex
Molecular function (GO): RNA polymerase II cis-regulatory region sequence-specific DNA binding; protein dimerization activity; DNA-binding transcription factor activity, RNA polymerase II-specific
Source: RefSeq, a predicted model, not a curated record
UGUAUUGCCUAAAAUAUCGCGAGAGUUACGAAGUCCCAGAAGAGAGAAGACAGGAGUAGGCUAUGCUUCUCCUUCCGCAUUUUCCCGGAUUCUUCCUCAGUGUUCUCUUUUUACCGUGUAUUCUUUCGCACGUUUCUGCCCUCCCCUCUCCCAUCCAACUGAAAGGGUGGAAAUAAAAUUACUUUCCAACAAACGCUAGUGUAGCUAGUAGUAAGCUGCUUCGUCCACAUGCAUUGGAGUCCUGGGCCCCGGCGUACCGGCUCCAGCCAUGUCGGCGAGGAAUGCAGUGGUGAGCGACGGUGACAGAGCAUCAGAAAAACAGUCAGUUAAGCACAAGAAUGGGCUGCUGUAGUGCUCUUCGGAUGGUGCGAGGUCUUGACCACACCAGGGAGGAAAUCUGCACUGUCUUGUAAGGACACUGUCCUGUAAAGACACUGUCGUAUUCACCUGGAACUGAUGGCUUGAAAGAGACCAUCACAAGGGGAUGUGCUGGGGGAGGAACUCCAGAGCAAUUCUCUCUCCAUGUCGGGCCUGAUGACCCCUAGCUCUGCUGCUGCUAUGGCCUCUGGCGUCGACAUGCCCAGGAAGCGCAAGGGCAGCAUGGACAACCAGGAAACUAAAUCUGCAAUGCAUGUGGACGAGGACACGGAGGAGGACCAAGACAGGUCGGAGGGGGACGACCAGCAUGCCAAGAUCAAGUGCUUCAGGGAGCCGCACAGUCAGAUCGAGAAGCGUCGGAGGGACAAGAUGAACAACCUGAUAGACGAGCUGUCGGGCAUGAUCCCCUCCUGCAACCCCAUGGCGCGCAAGCUGGACAAGCUGACCGUGCUGCGUCUGGCCGUCCAGCACCUCAAAUCUCUCAAAGGUACCACUAGUUCCUUUGCGGAAGCCAAUUACAAGCCUUCAUUCUUGCCUGAUGACGAGCUCAAGCACCUUGUUCUCAGGGCUGCUGACGGCUUCCUCUUCGUGGUCGGCUGUGACCGUGGAAAAAUAGUCUUUGUCUCCGAGUCUGUUUCAAAGACCCUGAAUUACAGUCGGGCGGAGUUGAUUGGACAGAGUCUGUUUGACUACAUUCACCCAAAGGACAUUGGGAAGGUGAAGGAGCAGCUGUCCGCCUCUGAGCUGUACCCUCGCGAGAGACUCAUCGAUGCCAAAACGGGGCUGCAGGUGCAGGCGGACCUACCUGUGGGGGCGGCGCGCUUCUGCUCAGGGGCGCGGCGCUCCUUCUUCUGCAGGAUGAAGUACAACCGCAUCACGGUCAAGGUGGAGGAGAAGGACUUCCCCUCCGGCUCCUCCAAAAAGAAAGAAUCCCAGAGAUACUGCACCGUCCACUGCACGGGCUACAUGCGCACGUGGCCCAUGAGCCAGCUGGAGCUGGAGGAGCCGGAGGUGGACAAAGAGAGCUCCCAUUUCAGCUGCCUGGUGGCGGUGGGCCGCGUGCACCCCCACUCCACGCCGCAGCUCAACGGCGAGGUCAAGGUCAAGCCCACCGAGUUCAUCACGCGCUGCGCCAUGGACGGCAAGUUCACCUACGUGGAUCAACGAGCUACCACUGUUCUGGGCUAUCUUCCUCAGGAGCUACUGGGAACAUCAUGCUAUGAGUACUUCCAUCAAGAUGACCUGCCCCACUUGGCGGAGAGGCAUCGAAAAGUUCUAAGGACUAAAGAGAAGAUUGAGACAAAUUGCUACAAGUUCAAAACAAAAUAUGGCUCUUUUGUCACCUUACAAAGUCAGUGGUUUAGUUUUAUAAAUCCCUGGACCAAAGAAGUAGAGUACAUCGUAUCUACAAAUACUGUCAUAUCUGGGAAGAGCAGUGCCAGUGGGUCAGGGGACCGGUCUGGACAGCCAACCAACUCCAGGACCUCUGAGGAUGACUCUAAGAAGACUCUGCCCAUCAUCCCAGGCAUCUGCACCACUCCAGGGACCAUGAUCUAUGCCGGGAGCAUCGGGACCCAGAUCGCCAACGAGCUGCUAGACUUCAACAGGAUGAACUCCUCGCCGUCCAGUGGGAACGCAAGCCCUUUCAGUAUGCUGCAGGAUAAAUCCCCACUGGCCAGUAGUCAAGCCAGCAGCAACAUGCAGAAUGGCGAGGUGGCAGACAUGGAGGUCGCAGGCAAGUCCAGCACUGAGGACGAGACGAGAAACGCGCCGUUCAGUGGCGACUCGCUCAUGGAGGGCAACCCCCAGCUGGAUUUGGAUGGGGUCGGGGUGGCGGGCCUCGGGAGCCUGAGCAGCGACGAGGCGGCCAUGGCGGUCAUCAUGAGCCUGCUGGAGACGGACGCCAACCUGGGCGAGGCCAUGGACUUCGACGACAUGCACUGGUCCCUGUGACGUCCUGCCACCAAGCUCCAUUUUUCAAAAAACAAAAAACAAACAAACAAAAAAAAAACAAUCGUUCUUUUUCACUUUUUAAGGAAAGACUUAAACUCCCCAUUCACAAAGCAUCAGGUGUCCCCCUGAAUAUUCUCUAUUUGUUGUGUUUUUUUACAUACAGUAUAUAUAUAAAUAUAUAUAUAUAUAUAUCUACGCAUAAUUUAUUGGGUUUUUAAUUUCCCUUCUGGACAAACUGCCCCACUGUGGUGACCAGAGACUGAAGCCCAGUGAUAUCCCCCCCAUGGCUGUGGUGGUAGUCCUGCUUCUGGGACACAGAGUGGUGAUGAACUUGUUACCGCUUGGACUUCCUGCCUGGAUCAGGAGGCAUGGGACAUAAGGCAGUGCCUGAUGGGAUACUGGAGGACCUUACGCUACCCGCCUUUACCAGACUGUUUAGCAGUACUCUCUGCUUGAUGUCAGAGGUUGUUCAGCUGGUUCCUAAAGAGACAUUGAGUUUCGGUUUUCCUCUGGUAAGAGGAGUAGUCUACACUUGAAGCAUGGAUGUGAUCAAGCGAAAAUGCGCUGAAUGGUAUACUAUUUUGGAAGGUUCCUACUUCCUUAAGGGACAGCAAGGGAAUAUUGUGUGUUUAUUGCAACUUAAAGUGCAAGGGGCAACUGUUUGUGUGUAUGUUUGCGUGUGUGUGUGUGUGUGUGUGUGUGUGUGUGUGUGUGUGUCGUAAUGACAGAAUUUGUGGCCAUAGAGAUUGGAGCGACUGCAUUCAUUUCUGUUAUCAAGUAUUUGAACCAUACAGGAUCUGUUCACAUUUUAUUAAGGAACAUUUAUAAAUGUAGAUAAUAUAUCAAUGCUGUGAUUUCAAUAUGGCCCUUAAACAAAAUGAGUACAGACCAAACGCCGAUGCAAAUAUUAAUAUACAGUAGUAUAUGACAACAUUUCUCUUACCUCCACCCACUAUUCAAAGGAAUGAAUGAUUUGAAUGAAUGAAGGAAUGAAUGCGUUUAUAACUGCCCCCGUAUUUCUGUCCACUACACUUGAAUUUAGUUUGAUGGUAAACUCGGUCCAGGGCCUUCCCCUAAUGCCACAGACACCUCGCCUGCCCUCCAGCCACGCCGCUGGUCCCCAGCCAGAGAGGACAACCCCCCGAGCACUGGCCGCAGCAGAGACCCGCGAGGACGAGGACGCUAGCUACAGUACGCUGUCGAAGAACAAUCAACGGAGGACAUGUUUUUAGCUUUCUUUCUGACACAGUCAUUCCAGCUGAGGUCACUUCUCAGGGAGCAAUGCAGUGGGGGAACCCCCCCGAGACCCCUAUACCUCCAGGCAUACACCCCCCCCCCCCCCCCCCCUCCCCAAACACACACGAGGUCGGACACUUGCGCUAAACCACACCUGUCAGCCAUGUGGGCGUCCCGCUGCUUAUGCUACGUGUUGCGUCGUCACCCGCUUACAUCUCUGCUGCUGCUGCUGGUGAGCUCGUCAUCAGUGAUGGAUGAGGAAGGAACAAACGGAUGUCUGCUUUUGGUCCCGUGAGAAGGCUGUUCAGCUGCUGGGGUGAUGACUGCUAAUCACCCCUCUGCUCCCCCCCACCCCCACCCCCACCCCCACCCCUACCAUACGUAUCUUCUUAUGCACUGAGGGAUUGGGCUCCGUGAGCAGGCUAAUGUGAUGGGGGUGGUCCACGGUGGAGACGGCCAAGGCAAAGCUAUGCAGUUUAUAUUCCUUAGUAGCUCAGAAACUGUCUCUGUUUUCCAUGCUUGCCCUUUUGGUCCCCGGCACUAGAGCAGAAGACGUAUUUUACAGAGGCGUUAAGAGUGCUGAAAACACUCGGCCACAUGACUCUCUUUUUAUACCUUUUUCUGUGUGAAUUGCGAAAUGUAUUAUGUGAACAAUGAAUAUUAGGACACUGUCAAAAACGUUUUUUUCCCCACGGUAAAACAAUAUUCCAUUGGAAGAUUAAGGAAUCUCCAUGUGGACUGAGUUCAGAGCGGGGAAUGUCUGGACUGCGUAUGUGAUCAUUGUUGUGCUAAGGGACAAACCAAAGGUACUGUACUGUACGCGAGGGCAUUUCACAAAGUCACAUACAGUGCACCUCGAGUUUCCAUGCCCUCCACAAUGACUAGUUUUAAACUAAGUUGUUGGACAACCGUAUAAAUGACAGCGGGAGUUGGUCGUGUCUGGACCCACAUGCGUGUAGCGUGCUUGGGUUGAGAACUUAAUGCAAAGAAGGAACAAACUAGACCCACCCUGAACCUUGCUGUGUGACUCUGGCAUGCCUAGUGGUAUUUCUGCACAAACACAAGCGCUGUCCACCAAUUUUUUGCGACUGCUUACUGAGGUCACAGGAGACCAGGUGAAGGCCUGACCACACAACCCCCCCACCACCCAAAAUGGAGACCCCGACUGAAUGGGAGGACUGUAUGAUAUUGGCUGCCUGGCAGUAGACAGGGCUCAACAGGCAGAGCUGUGUGAGACCUCAGAGGUCGUCGUCACAAAGGUCACUCACGCAUCAGGUCCUGGUGGGGGCUGGGGCUUGACCAGAAGGCUCCCACAGCCUUAACCCCAGCGACGGCUCACCACCCAAGACAAUAAAGCACUGACUUGUGAUGCAUGUGCCAUAAAAACAGGCUGGUCCUACACAAGGCAAAAAGAAGUGACAGGAUUUGUUUUUAUUCGGGUCUUUAAAAAAUAUAUUAUACAUUUUUCAUUUUGUUAUUGUUUAGUUUUUUUUUAAUCACUGUACUGUACAUUUUGAUGCUUUGUAUGUAUGUGUGUUUAGUGUGUGUGUGUGUGUGUGUGUGUGUGGCUUUUUCCCAGAAUAAUUCUUGAGUCUGACCACCGAUGACUGUUUCCAGUAUGUGUGCAUCUACUGCUCCAUAGGCCUCCAGUCAGGGACACCAUGCAGACAUUGAGUACUGUACUGUAAAUGGGUUAGACAUGCAGACCUGGCCAUAGUUACCCGUCAGCUGUAAUGUCCAGCAUAGUUAUUUAGUCCCCUCCCGUUUCUGUUCUUUUAGCUUUCUUUUCCCUGCAAUCAGCAUGCCGCCUUCCGUACAUCCUUGCUUUUGUAGAUUUUUUUUUUCCAAAAAGGUCUUGGUUUUUACUUUCAACAUCUGUUGGGUCAUAGGAUAAAAGUUUGUUUGCCUUAUGGAACAUGCUGGGCUUUUCUUACAUAUGUGUGUGUGUCUGUGUGUGCGUGUGCGUGUGUGUGUGUGUUUAGUGCAGGAUGUUUUGGAUCUGCAGUAGUGGCUUGUUAUGUCGCGGUGGUCGAGCACUCGGUGGCUAGUAGCUCGGAGCAUUUCACUGGGAUCUUCGCAUCAGUGACUUUAAUAUUUCUUUGCUCCUGGAAUUUCUUGAGAACUUGGCGGGAAAGUCUCGACUGGUCAUAGCUCGGCCUGCCACGGACUGCAGUUGUCGCACACAGGAUGGCUAGAUGGACAUCUUGUCUUGUGUAACAAGACACACAAGGGGCCCACCUAAUGCCAAUGGUAAUUCCUUACCUUUUUGUGUAUUUGUUUUAAUGUCAUUUUUGUUGUUGUCGUUGUUGUUGUUGUUGCUGGGUUUACUAUGAAGCGCCAUUGCUGCUGCUGUCAACACAGCUGAUCUGGUGGCACAGGGCCCAUGUCUCUCCAAGCUGUCAUGUACAAAGAUUCUUAAAUAAACAUUAGUUU